CCCGUUCGCGGCGGGACCGGGCGGGAGGGGGAGGCCGGAAGUGGCGGGGCCGCCAUGGCGGCGCCCGGAGCGCCGGGCCCGGCUCCCGCUGCUCCCCCCACGGUGCUGAUGGCGGUGAGGGCGGAGCUGGCCCAGCCCUGCCGCCUCCUGGCCGGUACCGCUGCCGGGGCCGCGCUCCGCCUGCAGCUCAGCGUGACACCGGGAGACCACGGGAGCCGCCGCUUCCGCCUGGGCCUGAGGGCGGCGGGGGCGGGGGGCGGCGCGCCGCUGGCCGAGUGUGACCUGCGGGACGUUUCCUAUCGCGUGUGCGGCCCCACGAGCCACGAGCUGCAGCUGCUGGCCCUGGGGACAGCGGGGACAGCGGGGACAGGGACAGCAGGGACGGCAGGAGCCCCGGGGACAGCGGGGACAGCAGGGACACAGGGGACACAGGGGACAGCGGGGACGGUGGCACUGCGCUUCCCCGAGGAACGCGAGGCCCAGCAGUGGUGGACGGUGCUGAGCAGCUCCCUCAGAGAGGCACGGAGAGCCACCGAGGGGGACACGGGGACAGCGACGGUGCCACCCCCGGGGGACCCCGAGCAGGACACGGAGGAGGCGCAGAGCCAGCGGCUGGCACAGACAGAGGAGCUGGCCCUGCGUCUGGCCGAGGCCAUCGCGGUUGGUGACACGGCGGGCGCGGCGCAGAGCGCGGUGGCGCUGGCCCGGCAGCAGGUGCAGCUCAGCGUGAGCCCACGGCACGGACACAGCCCCGAGAUCAGCAUGCCGGUGGUGGUGGAGGACGCCACGUCCUCGGCCAGCGUCACCCUGCGGGUGCAGCCCCACAUCACCAUCGGUACCCUCAAGGAACAGGUGCACCUGCAGCUGGGGUUCCCCCCGCAGUGCCAGCGCUGGAUCAUCGGGCAGAGCCUGUGCCGGGACGGGCGCAGCCUCAGCUCCUACGGCAUCCGGCACCACGGGGACCCGGCCUUCCUCUUCCUCCUGCCCGCGGCCACACCUGACCCCCAGGGGCUGCUCAGGGCCCUGGGGAUGGAGACACCUGGGACAGGCCAUGUCCCGGAGCUCCCGGACACCGGGGACAUCCCCGGGGACAUCAGGGACAUCAUUGGUGACAUCAGCGGGGACAUCGUUGGUGACAUCACUGGUGACAUCACUGGUGACAUCACUGGUGACAUCACCAGGGACAUCCAGGCUCCCCUGGACUCGCUGCAGCUCCGGGACAGCGCCGGGGCCCCGCCCACGGCCCCCGAGCCCCGCCCAGCCUCACCUGAGCAGGGCUGGCCGUGUCCCCGGUGUACAUUCCGGAACAAACCCACCCGCCCCGGGUGUGAGAUGUGCAGCUGCCCCCGGCCUGACGGGUACCGCGUUCCCGGGGGGCACCGCCCCGACCCCGCAGAGCAGCAGCGCCUGCAGAGGGAGCGCGACGGGGCCCGGCAGUGCCAGCAGGCCCUGGAAGCCGAGCGCCAGAGGAAUUUCCAGCAGCUGCUGCGGGCGGAGGAGUCGGAUCUGGUUCCGAACCCGGAGCCUCUGGAAUGCGGGAUCUGCCUGCAGGAGGUGCCGGCGGGGCAGGGGGUGCUGCUGCGGGACUGCCUGCACAGCUUCUGCAGGGAGUGCCUGUCGCAGCUGAUCCGUUUCAGUGAGGAGCCGCUGGUGGCCUGUCCCUACCGUGAUGUCACCUACGCGUGUGGCAGCCACCUGCAGGAGCGCGAGAUCCGCGCGCUGCUGUCCCCAGAGGAGCACGCGCAGUUCCUGGCCCGGGGGCUGGCUCUGGCCGAGCGCUGCAGCCGGAACAGUUUCCACUGCGGGGGCCGGGACUGUCCGGGCUGGUGUUUCUACGAGGACGCCGUGAACGAGUUCCCGUGCCCGGUGUGCGGGGCCCUCAACUGCCUCCUGUGCAAGGCCAUCCACGAGGGUCAGAACUGCCGGCAGUACCAGGACGAGCUGCAGCUGCGGGCGCUGGACGACGCCGCGGCGCGACAGACGCGGGACAUGCUGCAGGGCCUGGUGCAGCGGGGGGAGGCGAUGCUGUGCCCCAGCUGCCGCAUCGUGGUGCAGAAGAAGGACGGAUGCGACUGGAUCCGCUGCACCGUGUGCCACACCGAGAUCUGCUGGGUCACCAAGGGACCGCGAUGGGGGACCCGCGGUGAGGGGUCCUGGGGGGGGGGUCCUGGGGACACCAGUGGUGGCUGUCGCUGCAACGUCAACGGGCAGAGGUGCCACCCCCAGUGCCAGAACUGUCACUGA
This is a messenger RNA of Poecile atricapillus (Black-capped chickadee), 2244 nucleotides long. It is a transcript of the gene SHARPIN, whose product is annotated as SHANK associated RH domain interactor. The record is from RefSeq and is a predicted model, not a curated record. Lineage: Eukaryota; Metazoa; Chordata; Aves; Passeriformes; Paridae. Gene Ontology annotation, molecular function: ubiquitin-protein transferase activity; ubiquitin binding. Gene Ontology annotation, cellular component: LUBAC complex. Gene Ontology annotation, biological process: positive regulation of canonical NF-kappaB signal transduction; proteasome-mediated ubiquitin-dependent protein catabolic process; protein linear polyubiquitination.